Messenger RNA from Aspergillus melleus, 1167 nucleotides. RefSeq lists its product as uncharacterized. The coding region runs from base 1 to 1167 and encodes 388 amino acids. The transcript has 4 exons. Lineage: Eukaryota; Fungi; Ascomycota; Eurotiomycetes; Eurotiales; Aspergillaceae. The record is from RefSeq and is a predicted model, not a curated record.
AUGCCCCCAAAACAGCGAUCAACACCCACCAGUGAUACCCCAAUGAGCGAAGGAAGUCGAGCGACCAAGAACCUCGCUCAAAAGUGUAACGAUCCAAAUUUAGCUCCAUCUCAAUGGGCCGUGAACGUGGCCAAUCUUGCAUUGCACACGGACCUAACCGGCUUGGCCACGGCAAAACCGUUGAAUAUUCUCACAUCCGACGUUUUGAAGUACGUACCAGCGAGGCCUCCGCUCAUUUGGGAGCUUGGAGAAGUCAUGAUGAGGGUUAUGAAUGGUGCCAUUUGUCCGGAUUACCUGCUUAAAUUGGGGGAGUGGCACAAGGGGAAAAGCAGGGACGAGCUGUUCCGAGGCCAGCUGAUCACCCAUCAGCCUGAUGAGAACAUGAUCCUACAAUAUCUCCAAGCGCAGGAGCUGCAUCAAGCAUUUCCACCGGACAGCAAGAGACGCUCGGGUAUCAUGUAUAAGAUCAUGCACAAGAUGUGCGAACAACACGACAGUAUCAUACCCUUCGAUGUUAAGGACUUUAAAAUCCACGAACUAUACAAGCCUCGCCUAGUGGACAAGAAGCCUAUCGAUCGAAUGGCGGAUUUCGCGUUUAUCAGCCGACUGGAGGGCACACACCACAGGACACUGGUUGAUCUGUACAGACAAAUGACCCAGUCACGGCUUCCACUCAACCCUAUCCACAGCAAAUUCCUCGCUUUUUCUCCCAUGUGCGGCGGAGUUGUAGUCCGCGAGGGCGAGGGCGACAUCAUCCGGGCCGAAGCUUCCUUGCACAUAAACGCCUGGCACGCAGCAACAAUCCUCCACAUGAAGCGCUUAUGUCGAUAUAUCCGACUGGAUUACGACCAGCAUCCCGCGCCGGCGAGUAUAGGGCUGAAAAUCGUCAACGACACGUGGACGGUUUCCGUGGGCUAUUCAAUGCUCGUGGACGACGAAGAGAAACUGUGCAUUGAAAAUAUUGCUGAAUUCGAGGUGUUACCGGGUAACGUCGCGGGCAUAUACCAGGCCCUUCGCACGAUGAACGCGAUACUCGAGUAUUUCAGAUUCUUCUACUUGCCCUGGAUGAUCAAUUUUGUGAUUCCGGCUGCCAUCAAGACAUUCUCGGUAGUACCAGCUAAGAAGGCCGAUAUAUCGGAUCCCCCUACUCCGCAGACAGAAGAUUGA